This is a messenger RNA of Vicugna pacos (alpaca), 759 nucleotides long. It is a transcript of the gene C34H12orf57, whose product is annotated as chromosome 34 C12orf57 homolog. Gene Ontology annotation, biological process: post-embryonic development. Lineage: Eukaryota; Metazoa; Chordata; Mammalia; Artiodactyla; Camelidae. The record is from RefSeq and is a predicted model, not a curated record.
UAACAGCUCUUUUAGAAUUUGUCUAGUAGGCUUUCCGGUCCGCACCGGAAAGCCCCCACGUACGUCGUCUGCAACAAUAGAAUCAUUUUCGCGGGGGCGCGGUGCUCUCCGCUUGCUGCCUUUGUUGGGUGCUAGCUGUCUAUUUUCUUCCCGAGAGUUCGCAGUGGGGAGGGUUCGGACGCUUCCGGCCUCGACUGGUGCAGCUUCCCCUCCGCCCCCACCCGGCCAGAGAGCCUGUCUGGGAGGCGGCUCGCUGCUUUGGAGCGUUCUCUUGGAGGCGUUGCACGUGCAUCUUUUGUCCUAUGGCGUCCGCCUCGGCCCAAGCCGCCUCUCUGAGUGCGGAACAGGCCAAGGUGGUCCUGGCCGAGGUGAUCCAGGCGUUCUCGGCUCCGGAGAACGCCGUGCGCAUGGACGAGGCUCGCGACAAUGCGUGCAACGACAUGGGCAAGAUGCUGCAAUUCGUGCUACCCGUGGCCACGCAGAUUCAGCAGGAGGUUAUCAAAGCCUAUGGCUUCAGCUGCGACGGGGAAGGUGUCCUUAAGUUUGCCCGCUUGGUCAAGUCUUACGAAGCCCAGGAUCCCGAGAUUGCCAGCCUGUCGGGCAAGCUGAAGGCGCUCUUCCUGCCUCCCAUGACCUUGCCGCCCCACGGGCCUGCUUCGGGUGGCAGCGUGGCCGCCUCCUGAGUUGGCCCUCCCAUGACACUGCCAGGGAAGGGAAAACCUUGGUGUUCUGGAGGAUAAUAAAUGUGCCUGAGACUUA